CGGGGCUGCGGGCCGGUGGUCCCUCCCAGGCCGCGUGUGCGGUGCGUACGCGCAGCCCGCUCCCUGCCCCCACCUCACCUCGUCACCUCCCAGCCUUCUCAGCAGGCCCCCUGAGGUGCGCGGCGCAGGCGCGGAGCUAGGCGGCCAGGGCAGUGCGGCCGCGGAGCCUAGGCCAGGGGCCUGGCGCUCAGGGCCUGGGGCGCGCGGGGAGGGAGAGGGGUCGGCCCAGCACAGCGUCCGGGAGCGCUAGGGCCGGAGCAGCGCUGCCCGCCGCCGUGCGUCCGCGGGAAGGACCGUGCGGCCCCUCCGCCCGCGCUGUCGGCCGCCGCCGCCUCUGUGUGGGCCGGCCAGGCGGGCCUCGGGGGACUGUGAAUUGAGAUGGUUACUCAAGGAAUGAUUGUUUACAUUGUUAGGCAUUUUUUACCAUCUACAGAAACUUACUGUAAUUCAUUUUUCCUCACUCCAGUAGUAAGAAUUAUACCAAAUUGAAAAGAUAUGAAUGAGUAUCCUAAAAAAAGAAAAAGGAAGACUCUACACCCUUCUCGUUAUUCAGAUUCCUCUGGAAUAAGCAGAAUUGCAGAUGGAUUCAAUGGAAUUUUCUCUGACCAUUGUUACAGUGUCUGUUCUAUGAGACAGCCAGAUUUAAAAUAUUUUGACAACAAAGAUGAUGAUUCUGAUAUCGAGACAUCAAACGACUUGCCAAAAUUUGCAGAUGGAAUCAAGGCCAGAAACAGAAAUCAGAACUACCUGGUUCCCAGUCCUGUACUUAGAAUUCUAGACCACACUGCCUUUUCUUCAGAAAAAUCUGCUGAUAUUGAAAUUUGUGAUGAAGAGUGUGACUCACCUGAAUCAGUCAACCAGCAAACCCAAGAGGAGAGUCCUAUAGAAGUUCACACUGCUGAAGAUGUUCCAAUUGCUGUAGAAGUGCAUGCGAUUUCUGAGGAUUAUGAUAUAGAGACAGAAAACAAUUCCUCUGAGAGUCUCCAAGACCAAACUGAUGAAGAACCGCCAGCUAAACUUUGUAAAAUUCUUGACAAGAGCCAAGCUUUGAAUGUGACUGCCCAGCAGAAGUGGCCUUUACUGAGAGCUAAUAGCAGUGGCCUCUAUAAAUGUGAACUUUGUGAGUUUAACAGCAAAUAUUUUUCUGACUUGAAGCAGCAUAUGAUCCUGAAGCAUAAACGUACUGAUUCAAAUGUGUGUCGAGUAUGCAAGGAAAGUUUCUCUACCAAUAUGCUUCUGAUAGAACAUGCCAAACUACAUGAAGAGGAUCCCUACAUUUGUAAAUACUGUGAUUAUAAGACAGUAAUUUUUGAGAACCUCAGCCAGCACAUUGCAGACACCCAUUUCAGUGAUCACCUUUAUUGGUGUGAACAGUGUGAUGUACAGUUCUCCUCAAGCAGUGAACUCUACCUACAUUUCCAGGAGCACAGCUGUGAUGAACAGUAUUUGUGUCAGUUCUGUGAACAUGAAACUAAUGAUCCAGAAGAUUUGCAUAGCCAUGUGGUAAAUGAGCAUGCAUGUAAAUUAAUAGAGUUAAGUGAUAAGUAUAACAAUGGUGAACAUGGACAGUAUAGCCUCUUAAGCAAAAUUACCUUUGACAAAUGUAAAAACUUCUUUGUAUGUCAAGUAUGUGGUUUUCGGAGUAGACUUCAUACAAAUGUCAACAGGCAUGUUGCUAUUGAACAUACAAAAAUUUUUCCUCAUGUUUGUGAUGACUGUGGGAAAGGCUUUUCAAGUAUGCUAGAAUAUUGCAAGCAUUUAAAUUCACAUUUAUCUGAAGGGAUUUAUUUAUGUCAAUAUUGUGAAUACUCAACAGGACAAAUUGAAGAUCUUAAAAUUCAUCUAGAUUUCAAGCAUUCAGCUGACUUGCCUCAUAAAUGUAGUGACUGCUUGAUGAGGUUUGGAAAUGAAAGGGAAUUAAUAAGUCACCUUCCAGUCCAUGAGACAACUUGAUUAUUCUCUUUAACUUACAGAAUGUUAGUUUAAAAUAAUAAAUUCAUCCUUUUUUUGGAGAUGAUUAAAUGGAUGAUUGUAAACACAACUUAUGAAAUUUGCCGUUAACAAGUAACUUUUUUAAAUUAUAAAAUUUUAUUGGCAUUGCUCCAUUUUCAGUAUAUAAAUAUAUCUUUAAUGUGGUAUUUUCAAUUGCGUGAUAGUUUGUAGUUUUAACCACUCUUGGUGACUGUCAUCCUGUUUCUUGCAUGUUCUCUGAUUUCAUGAAUUGAAAAGAAACAAAUGUAUUGAAGAAAUGAGCUACAGUUUUCCUUCCUUAACCAUGGGUGCUAGUAACUUUUUAAAACUCAAGACAAGAUUAGUUUUUUGUGUAUGAAGUCAUUAAAUUAUUACACGACCAGAACUAAAAUGCAAUAUACAAUUGAGUCCACGGAUACUCCCAUUAAUAAGAAGUAACACUAGAAAGCCACUAUUAUCACAGGAAGAAAAGAUUUGAUUUUCAUGCCAGUCUGUUUUUUUAAAAAAAAUUUUUUUGAGCCCCUGUCUAUUGUUGAAUAUUUUAAGAUGGGAUGAGGGAGGAACUAAUAAGGGCUUACACAAUAAAAAAUAACUAUAUCAUAACUCAUUCAUAACUUGAUGUUUCAUUUUCUGUUGAAGAAUCAUAAAUUCAUGCACAGAGUUAAUUAUUUUUUUCUUAGAGACGGUCUCGUUCUGUUGUCCAGGAUGGAGUGCAGUAGUUGAUCAUAGCUCCCGGGCUGUAGUCUCCCAGGCUCAAGCAAUCCUUCCACUUCAGCCUCCUGCAUAGCUAGGACUACAGGCAUGUGGCACCAUGCCCGCUAAGUUUUUAAAUUUCUUGCAGAGAUGAGAUCUCGCUAUGUUGCCCAGGCCAGUCUCAGACUCCUGGACUCAAGCAAUCCUCCCACCUUGGCCUUCCAAAUCACUGGGAUUAUAGGCAUGAGCCGCUAUGCCUGACUCUUGCCCAAAUUUCUGAUGUCAAAUUGUUCGUUGACAGAAAACCCACUGAAGUAUUUAAAGUUAGGAAGAUCUGGGAGAUAGGGGUUGCUGGCAUGAAAAUAUAUAACUUACCUUUGUUUAUUAAUAAAAUGAUAAAUGAGCAUCAAUAUUAGUUCGUAUGGCUGCCAUAACAAAUUACUACAAACUGAGUUGCCUACCUAGCAGAAAUUUGUGGUCUCACAGUUGUGGAGGCCAGACAUUCAAAAUGGAGUUAUUGGCAGUUGGUUCCUUCUGAGGGUUGUGGGGGAAGGAUCUGUUUCAGGUCUGUCCUUGGCUUGUAGAUGGAUAGCCUCAUGUUCACAUGGAUAGCCUCAUGUUCACAUGGUGUUCUCCCUGUGUGCAAGUCUGUCCUCAAAUGUCCUUUUUUUUUCUUUUUUAAUUUUUUGAGACAGAAUUUCACUCUUGUCGCCCAGACUGGAGUACAGUGGCGCAAUCUCAGCUCAUUGCAACCUCUGCCUCCCAGGUUCAAGUGAUUCUCCUGCCUCAGCUUCCCAAGUAGCUGGGGUUACAGGCGCCAGCCACCAUGCCGGGCUAAUUUUGUAUUUUUAGUAGAAACGGGGUUUCACCACGUUGGCCAGGCUGGUCUCAAAUUCCUGACCUCAGGUGAUCCACCUGCCUCAGUCUCCCAAAGUGCUGGGAUUACAGGCAUGAGCCACUGCCCCAGGCCAAAUUUCCUGUUUUUAUAAGGACUCCAGUCAUUGAUUGGAUUAGGGCCCCUCCCAAUGUCCUUUUAACUUGAAGACCUGAUCUCCAAAUAAGGUCAUAUUCUAAGGUGAUGAGGUUUAGGACUUUCAACAUAUGAAUUUGGGAGGGAACACAAUUGAGUAGCAGAGUCUGCAAUAGCAGUAUGAAGAAGAUAGAAUUAUGUGUAUCAUUGCCCUCAAAUUUAACAAGCACUGCUAACUAUUAUUUUUUAGGUUUACUGGUAUAAGUGGAAGAUCAAUUUAUGACCAAUGGUUUUCCCACUUCAGGAAUGUAGUCUGGACAAUGGUGGCUGCAAGUAUUCCUAGAAGGUAUUAUUUUUAUCCCCACUAUUUUGUUGUAUGUGCAUACCUGUGUUCCUAGCAACUCACAUUCCAUCUAAUUAUAACAUUCCUGUUACGGCUGAUACAAAUGUUUCUCAGAAGACUUAAAAUUGUAACAGUUUAAAUUGUAAGAUAACCUUAGAAAGCAUCUGGUCUAAACCCUCCAGUUUUCUAAGUUUCUUGCAGAAAUAGAAACGUAGAUCGCUAUGAGGCCAAGUACAUAUAACCAGUUAUGUCAUAUGCGAGUGGGAUCCAGGUUAUCUGGUUUACUGUCUAGUGAUGUUUCCACUACAUCAUGUUAAAUAAACCUAACUUUUGUCCCUGG
This is a messenger RNA of Symphalangus syndactylus (siamang), 4317 nucleotides long. It is a transcript of the gene ZNF639, whose product is annotated as zinc finger protein 639. NCBI's taxonomy places the organism in Eukaryota, Metazoa, Chordata, Mammalia, Primates, Hylobatidae. Gene Ontology annotation, molecular function: DNA-binding transcription factor activity, RNA polymerase II-specific; RNA polymerase II cis-regulatory region sequence-specific DNA binding. The record is from RefSeq and is a predicted model, not a curated record. Gene Ontology annotation, biological process: regulation of DNA-templated transcription.